Molecule: messenger RNA, 6169 nt
Organism: Marmota monax (woodchuck)
Lineage: Eukaryota; Metazoa; Chordata; Mammalia; Rodentia; Sciuridae
Gene: Tiam2
Product: TIAM Rac1 associated GEF 2
Exons: 13
Coding region: 3775-5652 (625 amino acids)
Biological process (GO): small GTPase-mediated signal transduction; activation of GTPase activity; positive regulation of axonogenesis
Cellular component (GO): synapse; membrane
Molecular function (GO): guanyl-nucleotide exchange factor activity; protein binding
Source: RefSeq, a predicted model, not a curated record
UCCACCCACCUUGGUGGGAGGGUCAAAGGUAAGCCAUUUUUGGAAUGCUUUCGUAUUGUUGUUUUGAUAAAAACUACAUAAAAUGAAAUGUGUCACUGUCACCAUUUUCAAGCAUACACUUCAGUGGCCUUCAGCAUAUUCACUUUUACAACAUCUUCAUCAUCCAUCUCUUAAUCUGCACAGAAACUCUGCCCAAUAGCGAGUCGAUCUUACCCCGCCCCCUUGGUAACCUCUGUCAUACCUUCUCUCAUUUGCCAAUUCUAGGUACCUCAUAGAUUAGUGGAAUGAUGCGAUGAUAUUUGUCCUUUUUCCUGAUAUUUAUUUCACUGCAUCUGAGUUCACCCAUGUUUUAGCCUGUGUCAGAUUUUCAUUCCUAUGAAGACUGAAUAAUAUCCCACUGCUUGUAUAGCUCACAUUUUGUUUGCCCACUCAUCUCUUGAUAGGUGCCUGGGUUGGUGCUGUCAUUUGGUUAUCGGUGAGCAAGGCUGUGGCGGAUGGUGGUGCAUAAACGUCUGCUGAAAUGCUUGUUUUCCAUUAUUUCGGUCAUACACCCAGAAGUGGAAUUGCUUGAUUGGAGGCCAUUCUGCUGAGCUCUGAGGAAUAGCCCCGCUGGUCCCCACAGCUCUGCCCCCUCUUACCACCCCACCAGCCACUUACCAGGGGUCCAGUUUAUUCAGUGUCCCCAGUGGCUCUUGUUACAGUCCCUUCUUUUCCUGCAGGUUUAACUGUUUGUAGUUGGCUACCUUCAAAAGGGGUCUGACAUGAUGUAUCUUAAAAUCCAGUCUUGAUUUUGAAAUUAUAACUGUUUUGUAUUAGUUGCUUUUCUCUUAAAUACGAAAUAUGAAUGGAGGAAAUAUGAGCAGCAAUAGGUAUGCUAGUCGGCUUCGCAUCACUGACCAAAAUACCUGACCAGAAAAAUUUAGGAGGAGGAAAAGUUUAUUUUGGCACACAGAUUCAGAUGUGUAGACCAAGGUGAGGCAGAACAUCGUGGGGGAAGGGUGUGGUGGAGGAGACCCACCACACCAUUCAUGGUGGCCAGGAAGCAGAAAGAGGGAGGGAAAGGGGGCUGGCCACAGGGAAAGUGAACCCUUCCAUCCCACACCCCCCAGUGACCCACCUCCUUCAGCCACGCCCCACCUGCCUGCAGUUACCACCAGUCAGUCCACUCAAAGUAGGGUGAACCGCCUCACCUCUGAACAUUCCUGCAUCAACAUCUAAACCAUAACAGCAGGAAUUUAAAUAAAAGCUAAAGUGGGACUGCAUGCCAUUCGGGUUUAGACCAACUCCAGGUGCCAGCCCCUUGGUAGCAGUCUCCACAUGGUUGAGCCAUGUGGCAUGCCCUUUAAUGAUGUCCACUAUGAAGGGCACAUCAGGUGAGAGCCUGCACCUUCAGAGUGGUCACUCCCUGGUGUCCAGCCUCCCACCUCCUCCCUUCCCUUCCCCUUUCCUCCAUUCCCUGCCUGCCUCCUGCCAUAGCUCUCUACCCUUCCCUGCCAGUUCCUCAGGGUCUGCUCAUGGCCCCAGGAUGAACAAUUUCUUCUCCUAAACUGAAGUCCAUCAGCAUUUUUAGUAUUAUUCCUGUUCUCUCUCUGGUGGGUUAUUUGCUUUUAGAAACAAUAUUAUAGCAAAUAUUCAUCAGUAUUUUUUUAUGAAGCAGUUGCUCCUAGAGCAUGAAAUAGAUAAGUUUCUUUGCCUUAUUAUUAUUAUUUUUUUAAGAAAGCAAACAUUCCUGAAACACUCAUGAAGUGAGGUGCUCUAUUUAAAGCAAGUGUGCCCAGGAGGCACGGGCACAGCAUGGCAGUUGGGGGAAAUCACUUAGCGCCAUCAAGGAUAAUGAUUUUCUCUCUGUGAUAAUCUGCUUGAGUUACACUUUGAAGUUCUUAAGAAGGAAAUUAAUUCCCCACCCCAAAUUUGUUGUAUUUUAAGAUUCAAUAAAAUAGAUAUGUGGAAAGUGAGCAUGUCAAGGCUAUUUCCAACUAUUCAAUGACAGUGGUUGCGGAAGAUAUAGCAGUUAUAAAGUCAACCUAGGAGCAUCAGUUAGGAAUUUAGAAGAGCGGUGAAAGCUGUGGUCAGGUUGGAAUUGGGGUGAUCUGAGCUCUCCAUUGUUACUCAUGGUGAAGGGAGAAUGCAAAUACAUGCAUUCAUGCAUGCCUUUAUACCUACCAAAGAACACAGGAGAGAGAACCUAUUGAAGGAGAAUACCAGUUAACUAUCCCCUAUCCAGAAUUCCAGACACCAAAAGAAUUUGAAUUUCAGACUUAUUUCAAAUUUUAAAUAUUUGCACUGUAUGUUUGAGGCAUCUUGGGGCUGGGACCCAGUUCUAAACGUGAAAUUCUUCUGUUUCAUAUGCACCUUAUACACAGUUGCUGGAGGUGAUUUUAUGCCGUGUUUUUAGGGUGCUUAUGUUUUGACUGCACCCCCCACAUGAAAUCAUUUGUGUGGUUUUCCACUCGGGGUAUCACGUCGGGUGCACAAAACAUUUUGGAUUUUGUAGCAUUUUUGAUGUUAGAUUUUUGGAUUGGGAACACUCAGCCUGUGUGAAUAGGUUAAUCAUUUGCUGCAAAAUUCCUCUCAAGUGUAUGGUAAUCACCUUCCUGAAUUUUCAAAUAUUAACAUACUUAGGGAAAUGCUGAGUGGGUUGAUGUGUUCCUUGUUUCUUGGGGAAAAAGAAUCAAAUGGCACCAAUAAUAAUAAUUGAGAUGGAUAUAAUGAAAAGUAUGUUUCAAAUUUAAUGAUAAAAUAUGUUCUUCUACACCUUUCUAACCUCCUAGAAACAUUGUUGUGUCUGAAAGCAGUCGUCUUCUGUUUAAAAUGGUGGCUGGGAUUUGUCUUGAUGCCCAAUGUCAGGAGGCCCCCAGGCACUGUCCUCUAUAAGGUGCCCGCAGGACAGGGUCGCUCUUAAGGAGAAGUCCUGCCCCUGCUCUCUGGUUCUUCUCGGGGUCAUUAACUUCUUUUCAGAUUAGACUCUGGUUGAACCUGGGCCAUUUGGGAUAUUUUACUAACAAGUAUUCUAGACUCGAUAAUAAGGAAUAAUUUCCAUUGAAAAUCAAACGAAGCCUGGCUUGAUGAAGCACAGCUGUAACCGGGGCUUUUGACAGCCCAGCAAUUUCUGCAAAUGGUUCAUAAUUGAUUGCCUUCUCUCUCCUUAAGGGUGCCUAUUACUGUCACCGCUCUUUGUGUGACCCUGUCAGCCUCUCCUGGGUGGGGGAUCUCCCCCCCCCCCAGUAUUGUUAGCAAUUAGCAUGUGCAAUUGUAAUAGUUGGGAGUUUGAAAGGAAUAAACAACUUUUCUUCAGGCGAGGGGGUUGAAAGGGUUUUGGGUUUGUCGUGGGAAUUCAAGGUGUGUGAAGCGGUCCCCCCACGGACUUGGCGCUGGCUCUGAAGACGUAGCACUUGGUGGCUCUGCCGUCUCCACGUCUGCCAUAACCUGGUACCUCUCCAGGCAGGCAGGCUCACAGAGUGGGGUGGGCAUCUAGAGGAAGAGGGUGAGCCUUCCCCAGUCACUGCUUUGGCUGCUUUGGAGGAAGAGGGCGGUGGUGCUAGGAUGUCCUCGUGGAUGUGACUGGGAGGAACAGUUUGGGAUUUUUUUCAUUUCAUUGCCUGGGGAUGAGAGUGGGAGAGGACGUGCCUCACACGUCUCCCUGCAGCCGACUUGGAUGUGAUCCUUUCUCUCAGAGGGAGCAGUUUCCUUUGAACUUCUCUCUUUUAUGUACAGCAUAGUGCUGAACAGAUUGCCGCGCUGUGCAGGGACUUUACCGACACCCAGACCAACAGCAUGGAGGGACCCAGGGAGAGUCAGGACCCGCCUCCAAGGCCAUUGGCACGCCACCUCUCUGAUGCAGACCGCCUCCGGAAAGUCAUCCAGGAGCUGCUGGACACCGAGAAGUCCUACGUGAAGGAUCUGAGCUGCCUCUUUGAAUUAUACUUGGAGCCUCUUCAGAAUGAGACUUUUCUAACCCAAGAUGAGAUGGAGUCGCUUUUUGGAAGCUUGCCAGAGAUGCUGGAGUUUCAGAAGGUGUUUCUGGAGACACUGGAGGAUGGGAUCUCGGCUUCCUCUGACUUUGAUGUAUUGGAAACCCCCUCACAGUUUAGAAAACUGCUGUUUUCCCUUGGAGGCUCUUUCCUCUAUUACGCAGACCACUUUAAACUGUACAGCGGAUUCUGUGCUAACCAUAUUAAAGUACAGAAGGUUCUUGAGCGUGCCAAAACCGACAAGGCCUUUAAGGCUUUUCUGGAUGCGCGGAAUCCCACCAAGCAGCACUCCUCCACCCUGGAGUCUUACCUCAUCAAGCCGGUUCAGCGAGUGCUCAAGUACCCUCUGCUGCUCCGGGAGCUCGUGUCCCUGACCGACCAUGAGAGCGAGGAGCACUACCACCUGACAGAGGCACUGAAGGCAAUGGAAAAGGUAGCAAGCCACAUCAAUGAGAUGCAGAAGAUCUAUGAGGACUACGGGACCGUGUUUGACCAGCUGGUAGCUGACCAGAGUGGUCCAGAGAAGGAGGUAACAGAACUUUCCAUGGGGGAACUCCUGAUGCACUCUACAGUUUCCUGGCUGAAUCCGUUCUUGUCUCUAGGAAAAGCCAGAAAGGAUCUUGAGCUUACGGUAUUUGUUUUUAAGAGAGCUGUCAUAUUGGUUUAUAAAGAAAACUGUAAACUGAAAAAGAAAUUGCCCUCGAAUUCCCGGCCUGCGCACAACUCCUCUGACUUGGACCCGUUCAAAUUCCGCUGGUUGAUUCCCAUAUCGGCCCUUCAAGUGAGGCUGGGGAACUCGGCAGGGACAGAGAAUAAUUCCUUAUGGGAGCUGAUCCAUACAAAGUCAGAAAUAGAAGGACGGCCAGAAACCAUCUUUCAGCUGUGUUGCAGUGACAGCGAGAGCAAAACCAGCAUCGUGAAGGUGAUCCGCUCUAUUCUGCGGGAAAACUUCAGGCGCCACAUCAAGUGUGAGCUACCUCUGGAGAAGGCGUGCAAGGAUCGCCUGGUCCCACUGAAGAACCGCGUUCCAGUUUCAGCCAAAUUAGCCUCGUCCAGGUCUUUGAAAGUCCUCAGGACCUCUGCCAGCAGCGAUUGGCCCAGUGAGUCCAGCAAGGGUCACUCUCUGGACUCGGACGAGUGCAGCUUGAGCAGCGGCACCCAGAGCAGUGGCUGCCCUGUGGCUGAGAGCAGGCAGGAAUGCAAGAGCGCGGCUCCCGGGAGGGACCCCCACGUUGGCCCAGCAGAGUUUCCAGACAGUCUCAUCAAAGAGAGCGAUAUUCUGAGCGACGAAGAUGAGGACUGCCACCAGACACUGAACCAGGGCAGCCCUACCAAGGACAUCGAAAUUCGGUUCCAAAGACUAAGAAUCUCUGAGGACCCUGACCCACUCCCGGCUGACCAACAGCCGGGCACCAGGGCUGACGAGGGCCAGAAGGGAGGGGAGCAGCCCAAGCUGGUCCGGGCCCACUUCUGCCCCAUUAAACGAAAAGCAAACAGCACCAAGAGGGACAGAGGGACUCUGCUCAAGGCGCAGACUCGUCACCAGUCCCUUGACAGUCAACCCGAAAACGCCAACAUUGAUCUAAAUUCAGUUCUAGAGCGGGAAUUCAGUGUCCAGAGCUUAACUUCGGUUGUCAACGAGGAGUGCUUUUAUGAAACAGAGAGCCAUGGAAAAUCAUAGUGCAGCUCGAUCCAGACGCGGAUGACACUGAUCCUUGACUUUUAAAAUUGGUGAAGUGGAAACUGCAGAAAGACCAUUACUGGGUUUUGUGCAGUAUAUAUUUUCCCACAAAAACAUUGUAAAGAUUUAAGUUAUUUUAAUUUAUUGUGGACCAGAAAACCAGAUUAAACUGGUCAGAAUCUGUAAAUUAGUUUAUAUCCCUUUUUGAGCAGGUAUCAAAAUGAUUUAGAAUCCUUAAAAUAAUUAGAAUGAAAUUUUAUUUUAAGUUAUGUGGAAAAAGUAAGGUCGGGGAAGUUGUGAUUAAUAGCUUUAAAGGGGUCCUUUUCCCCCCAGAAGCUUCUGGGCAUUUUCUUUGAGCUGUUAGUUUUUGCUUUAUUUAAAGCAAAUUUAAGUUAUUUUAAUGUGGUUUAGGGACACAAUGUGCAGAGAUUUCAUUUUUGUAAGGUUGUAAUAGAUGCUGUUUAUACUAAACUUGUCAUAUCUAUGCAGUAUAUAUUAAAAGAAAGCUGGUACUGUA